AUGUUUCGAGCGAAUGUUGCUUCGCAGUUGCGCACUACGCUCCAUCGGUGACGGAUGUCCGUGUAUACGAUAGUGAUUUUAUAACACAAAUUGUGCAGUAUUGAAAUAAAAAUGGAAGGAAAACACGACAUGUUUACAAAAGUGUGUGACAGGAGGGACAUAGUGGAUUUUGUGAAGGAAGUGGAGAAAUAUCCGUGUUUAUACAACAAAACUUUGCCGGAAUAUGCAAAUAAAGUGCAUAAUCGACGAGCGUGGUCGAACAUCGCAAAGAAGGCGAAUACAUCAAUACCAGAUUGCCGCGACAAAUGGAGGAAGAUAAGGAUUUCUUUCAUGAGGUCUCUAAAGCAACAAGCUAGCGACAAACCUCCAAUGAGACCUUACUAUCUAACUGAAGAACUACAUUUUCUGUAUCCAUUCUUAAGUAUAAAGCCUAAGACCGACAAAUCGCCUAAAGAAAUCCUACCUGAAGAUUUGAGCGAAGAAAAAAUGGAGAUUGAAAACACAAUAACAGAAAAACAAGAUUUUUCUGACAGUGACACUUCAAACUACGAAGAAGAUUCAAAGGAACAGAAUGCAGAAAUCAGUAGAGUAUCUUUCAAUGACAACACAAUGCCAAACAUCACAAAAGUUAGAACAGAGAAUCCUGUGGAGACGAAGAAGUUCAAUGGAAACAAGAAUUAUAAUUAUAUCGAGGGGAAUCCCCGAAAAAUGUUCCUGCUCUCAAUGUUGCCAGACGUGGAGUCUUUGACUGAACCUGAAAUGAGAAUAUUUAGGCGUGAAGUAAUAUCGAUAAUAGAUAAAAUAAUACGUAGUCGUAGUAUACGAAAUUAAUU
Molecule: messenger RNA, 833 nt
Organism: Spodoptera litura
Lineage: Eukaryota; Metazoa; Arthropoda; Insecta; Lepidoptera; Noctuidae
Biological process (GO): regulation of transcription by RNA polymerase II
Cellular component (GO): nucleus; transcription regulator complex
Molecular function (GO): DNA binding
Source: RefSeq, a predicted model, not a curated record